Molecule: messenger RNA, 1536 nt
Organism: Penicillium macrosclerotiorum
Lineage: Eukaryota; Fungi; Ascomycota; Eurotiomycetes; Eurotiales; Aspergillaceae
Product: CAAX farnesyltransferase subunit beta RAM1
Exons: 7
Coding region: 1-1536 (511 amino acids)
Biological process (GO): protein farnesylation
Cellular component (GO): protein farnesyltransferase complex
Molecular function (GO): protein farnesyltransferase activity
Source: RefSeq, a predicted model, not a curated record
AUGCCGCUCGUCGCAGGGAGACGGCGCAAAGUUCGAUUCCCAGCUGCCAGCACCAACACCGCGCCCACCAAAAUAUCCUCCUCGUCAACCACGAAGCGUUCAGGCAAGACCACUUCCUCACCAACCUCCUCUGUGCCCGCAAAAGGAAAGAAGAUGACGACUCAAGAGCCCCAAGAGCCCCAAGAGCCUCGACCCCGGCCAGGGAUCCCGGCCGUGUUCACGCAACCGCCACCUAUCCGCGACCCGCUCGUGACGGAGACCACCGAUCUGCAGGACGCAACCCUCGCCAAGUGUUUGGCUUUUCUGAAAGGCAUUCAUCCGAGCCAGAAAGGCGCUUUCAAUGCAUGCGGAGUGCCUGCGCUCCAGCGUGACGAUCAUGUCGCCUAUCUCUACGAUUCCCUGGAAGACUAUCCCACUGGCUUCGUCGCCAUGGAUGCGAGCCGGCCAUGGAUGGUCUACUGGGCCCUAGCUGGAUUAACGCUUUUGGGCGAGGAUCCAACACGCUUCCGUGAACGCGUAAUUACCACCCUGCGUCCCAUGCAGAAUCCCAGUGGAGGCUUCGGUGGCGGACACGGCCAAACAUCGCACCUUGCCGGAAGCUAUGCAACCGUCCUGUCGCUUGCACUCAUUGGGGGUGAGGAUGCCUUUGCAUUGGUUGAUCGCCACGCAAUGUGGCGAUGGUUGGGCCGCUUGAAGCAAGCAGACGGAGGUUUUAGCGUGACUGAAAACGGAGAAGAGGAUGUCCGCGGUGCUUACUGCGCGGCGACCAUCAUUUCAUUGCUUGAUCUGCCCCUCGCCCUGCCACCUGAUGCCGAAAAAGCCCGGCAGGCAGGCUUUCAGACCCUCACAGAUGGUCUGGCAGAAUAUCUUUCCAGAUGUCAAACCUUUGAGGGUGGCAUAUCUGGCAGCCCAGGUGUCGAGGCACACGGCGCCUAUGCCUUCUGUGCGUUGGCUUGUCUGUCGAUUUUGGGACCGCCAGAAGAGACGAUUCCCCGACACAUGAAUGUACCCCUGCUGCUGUCAUGGCUAUCUGCUCGACAGUACGCCCCCGAAGGCGGGUUCUCGGGGCGCACCAAUAAAUUGGUCGAUGGCUGCUAUAGUCACUGGGUCGGCGGGUGUUGGCCACUGCUACAAUCUGCCUUGGAUGGAAAGCCACAGUCGGCGGGUGCUCCCCAGACCACGGUGGGUGAUCUGUUUAGUCGCGAAGGCCUCGACCGCUACAUUCUCGCCUGUUGCCAAAACGCCAAUGGCGGCCUCCGUGACAAGCCUGGCAAGCACCCGGAUUCCUAUCAUACCUGCUACGUGCUUGCGGGCUUAAGCGCAACACAACAUCACCACUAUCGCACGGACUCUAGCGCGGUUGCCAGUGAGGCCUUCGCAUCCGCCUUUUCGUGGAAAUCCACGCCUAAUCGGGCCAAGGAUAUCGUGUACGAGAGGAGCGAUCGGUUGGCUGCCUUUCACCCAAUUUAUGUGAUUCCCCACCAGUCCGCCGAGACUAUGCGGCUCUGGUACGAAGCCCGGCCCUUUGCGAGCUAG